Messenger RNA from Acanthaster planci (crown-of-thorns starfish), 1267 nucleotides. RefSeq lists its product as uncharacterized. The record is from RefSeq and is a predicted model, not a curated record. NCBI's taxonomy places the organism in Eukaryota, Metazoa, Echinodermata, Asteroidea, Valvatida, Acanthasteridae.
CUCCAUACGUUAUUUAGCACUUACAAUCGAUGCCUUUAUAUACACCCAAGUAAAAAUCAAACAUAAGUGCGGUGUUAAAGCAGGAACUGGUUCUGAAAACCCCCCACUGCUAUGAAGUUAUCCAACACAUCCGCAUCAAAAGAAAAAAGAAAACGUGACUAAUGGCUCCAUCAAGAGCAGUCGGUGGGUGUCUCAUAUUUUUAUUUGUUGGAUUUAUCUGGAUACCAAUUUGGAUCGUUUACAGCUCUGGAAGUGGUGUGGCUAUUACAGUACUGGCUGCUGACGUGGUGGUGGAAACCGAAACAUCUACCCAAUACCUGCUUUCAGCACAAAGCGAAGGCAACGACAAACCUACACUGCCUGAAAAGUUCUCUGAGAUGCUGAAACUCACACGUAGAGAAAACGACAAAGGCCAAGCUGCCACAGACACUACGCUGCCAACUGGAGUUGUGACAAACCAGCCAAUAAACGCAGUGGGUAUACCAACUACGCAUACGCAGACUAAUCAUGAAUGGUCAUCACAGAUCUCAAGUGGAGAUGGAGCUACUAUCAGCAGCAAUCAGAGUAAUGCAGAGCGGAACAAGAAGGCCGGCUCCAAUGAUAAUGCUUGCAACCGAAUGGCUGAUCUUCAAAAAACAACCCUGCACUGGAUCAAGACAUUAUGUGAAGCGCUAAAACGACAGCCAGUUAUUGUGAGAGUGGUCCUGUUGGUUACAGUGGGGUUAUCAAGUUUACUUUUUACUGUGAUUGCUUAUAAGUUGUUGUGUCCAAGGCUAUAUCGAAGGGAAGGAAUAGAGAAACUUUAUGAUAUUGAGGACAGCUGGCUCUUGUUUGCCUAAUAACUAGCAACCCAGGAGGCCUCGAUGUAUAGAUGAUUUUCCUUAGUUGUGGAUUACUCUUUUAUAUAUUAAAAAUAUAUUUCAAAGUUUGUCUCAGUAAAACUGAUACUCAAGAUAUGGGUAGAACACAAGACUUCAUGCCGUGUUAACAUUGCUUUAAAUGACUUCUAGCAUUUGAUCUCCAACCACCAAUACCCAAAUGAUUCCAUCCACAAUUAUAGCAGAGCCCAGCAACAUAUCACAGGACGUUUUAGAUGCCUCCUUCCAUCAAUGACUGAUAUCAUUGUGUGGGGGUUGUACAAAGCAACUACCACUGGACAGCAACUCCAUACAAAUAUUAUCACAAUGAUUUCACCACUCGAUAGAGGGGGCCACCUUGAAAGACUAAUGACAGCAUUAACACGGUCGCUGGAUUUGUCUAGAUAGGG